Arachis ipaensis is the source of this 1155-nucleotide messenger RNA. The record is from RefSeq and is a predicted model, not a curated record. Lineage: Eukaryota; Viridiplantae; Streptophyta; Magnoliopsida; Fabales; Fabaceae.
AUGGCUCCUCGGGUCAAGGGUAAAGGUGUCAAGGGUCAUAGAGGUUCUCGCACCACUGCCGCAGCCGCUAUUUCAACCACCUCCACCUCUUCUGGGACUUCGGUUGUGCCAGAUUUUCAGUCAGGACCACUUAGCCAGCAACCGUAUUUGAUGGCACCUAAUCCAGGCUACACGGGUCUUCCUCCACCAAGUUGGCCUACUCCAGGAUGUAUGGGUCCCCCUCCUCCACCCCCUCCUCCAAUUUCGAUUCCUCCUCCGCUUCGCAAUUCCAGUCUAUUAGUUGAUUCAGAGACACCUGGAAGCUCUAGUACAUCUCCUCCAUCAGAGACUGCAUCGGUUCCUAAUAGUGUCACAAAAGAAAGAUUGGUUCCUGAUGGAAAAACAAGUUGGUUACCUUUUCCUCCUAGUUCUCAGAAGAUUACAGAGAUCAUCAAGAAACGAUAUGAUAAACCGUACAAAAAGUUUGGAGAUGUCCCUCUUCUGACAAAGAAGCUUUGGUUUAAGGAGUGGAAGAGCCACUUUCUUAUUGAUGAUGAUGAUGAUGAGUUUUUCUGGAGGGCUUUCAAGUAUAGGACAAGUAAGCGAUUUAGCCAAAUGAUGUCUGAUAUCCGUAAGGGUGUGGAUACAACCCACGAAUGGCUAAUUCCUGCUUACAAAAAGGUGUUGGAAAGGUACUGGGAAACAGAUGAGAAAUGGAAAAAUAUAAGGAAAAAAGCAAGGGAGAAUCGAGCGUCACUCUUAGCUGGUUCUGUCCAUUGCGGUGGUUCUAUUCCAUUGAGCUCAACUAUAGAGAGGAUGAAGAAGCAGUUGGGCCGUACACCAACCCACGAGGAGGUCUUCAAAGAAACCCACACACUUAAAAGUGACAAGUCUAAAUGGGUGGACAAGCGCUCUCAAGACACUCAUGAGAAGUUUAUAAAAAAGUUAGCAGAAGUUCAGGCCCAACAUGCCGAGGCUCAAGCACAAGGAAUGGAGCUACAACCAAUUGAUGAAGAUUUUAUUUGGGAGGAAGUGUGUGGUGGGCAAAAGAAGAAUCGAGUUUACGGAAAAGGGUCAUUCUUUUCUAACUCUAUCAAGUCUGGAACCACUUCUGCCAAUUCUGUAUCUGGAAGAGCACCAAGAAAUCAAAAUUCUGUUCCUAAUUUGCGAGAAUAG